AUGAGCUCAUUCGAGGAACCAAUAGUUGGUUAUUCAUCUUCGGAUAUUGAUAGCGAAAAUCAUUCAGAAAAUAUAUUUCAGAAAUUACCUGAUGAACUUAUUGGAGUGAUUUUUGAGUAUUUGACUUCUGUUGAAUUGAUUUUUUCAGUUGCAAAAGUUUGUAAAUAUUGGAGCAACGAAGUUGUUUUUCCGAUCAUGAAAGAACAAUAUAAAACAUUUAUUGCCGAGAUUUAUCAUCACAACAAGGAAGAGGAGAAUGAAUUUAAAAUUUUGUCAAUGAUAGACUUUUAUUCCAAACGUCAAGGCCAGAGAUUUGUGAAACACAUGCUUCGAAAAUGUGUGUUUAAUUAUGCCGCUCAAUUACAAAAACAUAUUCAUCACGUAAAUAAUGAUGACAGAGUUGUUGAAUGUAAUCCUUCAUGGUUGGACAAUGAUCUCUCUAUUUUGAAACAUUAUUUUUUACAUUUCAGUGAUGUGAGAGAAGGAACGCUGUUCAAGCCAUUCAACUCCAACAAUUCCAAUGUUACAACCCAAACCACCAACACUAGUGGAGGCGGAAUUUUCAAAGGAGUUUUGGAUUAUAUGGCGUCGUUAUUUGGAGGUAAUAAGAGCAACAGCACUGUCUCAUCAAAUUCCACUUCUAACACAACUACCAACAAACAGUCCAAUGAAAAGAUAGUGUUUCGAUAA
Messenger RNA from Naegleria lovaniensis, 690 nucleotides. RefSeq lists its product as uncharacterized. The transcript has a single exon. Gene Ontology annotation, molecular function: protein binding. NCBI's taxonomy places the organism in Eukaryota, Heterolobosea, Eutetramitea, Acrasida, Naegleriidae. The record is from RefSeq and is a predicted model, not a curated record. Bases 1 to 690 code for a protein of 229 amino acids.